AUGCAAACAUUUCCGAGCCACCACGACCCAAAGCAAGAGAUAUCUUCUGACAGAGUGUUGUUGACUGAAGGUUAUUGGAGGCAUGGCCGUUUCUACGGGUCAUGGAGACGAGACCUGUAUCUUUUCCCCAUCGAUCAAGAAGAGAUGAGGCGCUUGGAUAUAUUUCACAAGUUUUUUCUCUUAGCACGCAAAGGUUUUCCAUUUUCAUAUCCCAUCCACCACAGCCUCCCGGCGAGCAUCUUGGACCUCGGCACCGGCACUGGCAUCUGGGCCAUCUAUGUGGCGGAAGAAAUCCUUCCGGCGGCCCAUGUCACGGCGGUGGAUCUAAAUCGAGUCCAGCCCCCCCAGAUCCCACCGAACAUGGCCACAGUGCAAAUGAAUAUAGAAGAUAGCUCUUGGGCUCCGUUACCGACUGAUUUCGAUUUUGUACACAUGAGACUGCUUCUGGGCAGCAUACAAGGCAGCUUGUGGGAGGCUGUUUAUCGGAACGCUUUCAAACAUACGGCCCGUAAGAGGGGUAUCAUAGAACAGAAUGGUCUCAGCUAUUCCUUCAAGGGAUGGAUGGCUUUCAACGCAGCUAUAUCGAGUUCGACGAAACCAUCAUUCGAUGUUGUGUCAGCCCUUGAAGCCAUGAGCUUGGCUCCCUUGGUAGAGAAGCUUGGCAUGGAUGUGUCCCAAGUGAAAGACCUCUGCGCGCGAUUGCGGAGCGAGAUCUGCACACUACGAUAUCACGCAUAUUUGAACAUGCAUGUUUGGACGGCAAGAAAGCCAUAG
Molecule: messenger RNA, 774 nt
Organism: Akanthomyces muscarius
Lineage: Eukaryota; Fungi; Ascomycota; Sordariomycetes; Hypocreales; Cordycipitaceae
Exons: 10
Coding region: 1-774 (257 amino acids)
Source: RefSeq, a predicted model, not a curated record